UACACGCCUUGACAGGCACCUCUACCUCGCUCGCUUUUAAAUAAACUCUCCCUCACUGUUACCCCCGAAGACAGCUCGGCCGCAAUGGAGGGUGCUCAGGCUCCAGUGCCUCAGCAGAUGACGCCGCAACACUCCAACCUGAUCCGAACAGAUCAGGUGCAAAAGCUCCCUCAUCUGAAUGACCAGCAAAAGGUUCAACACACGCAGAUUGUGCGCAACUUCUGGGACAUCUUGAACACUCGUGAUCCACAAAGCCCUGAGUACCAGCAAGCACACUCGAGACUCUCGCAGCUUUCUCAGUCCUUGAUGAAGGGUAUGCGGAUGUAUCAGCAAAACCGACAGAUACAGCAUCAGCAGAUGCAAGCUGCCUCUGCUGCUGCGCAGGGCCAGCCAGUUCAACGACCGCAGUCUGUAAAUCCCCAAAACUUCGCCCAGCUUCUUCCUCAGAUUCAGCAGAAGGUCAACUCCCUACAACUUUUCCUUCCUCCCAACAUCAGCAACGAACAAGCACAGACAUGGCUCCCGGAGGCUAAACUCCGAUACGGUAUUGCACUUCAGAAGCAAGAAAUUGGACGAGUGCGAAUGGGCGAGCUACGUCAACAAGUCAAUCAGCGUCAAAGUGCGGGAAAUAUGACACAGGAAGAGAUGCAGGAAUUUAAGAACCGACAGGUUGCUGCGGAAAAACUUUUCCGUGAGGGCAGUGACUUUUUGACCAAGUUCAAAGAACAACAAGAAACCUUCAAAGCGCAGCAACAGCGAGCUGGGGUACAACAGCAAAUAGGCCAGCAAGUACCCCAACAGGGUGUUGCUCGACCCGCAACGGCAACCCCUACAGCUGCAGCUCCCCAAACAAGCACCCCCACAUCUAUUCAUCCUGGGCAGGCACCAACACCAGCUCCCCACACCAUCACAUCUGCUGUUAGCGCUGCAAGAAACCAGGCCGGGCAGACUGUAAUGUCCCCGUCCACAUCUCAACUAGGCCAAACUUCUACUACCCAGGGCACCGGUCCUGGACCUACCGUUGCUCCUGGUGCACCACAGCAGCAACCGCCACCUCAGGCUCAACCACCUCAGGGGACCCAAAGCCCUUUCAAUCAGGGUGCCACUGUGGAUGUUUCUACCCCAACGGGAGCUACUACGCAACCCAUCAACGCACAAGGACCGCCGCGGCCAUUAUCCCAACAAGCUGCUAUGGCACAAGCCGCGCAAAGCUACUCCAACAGCAACAACGCCAACAAUUCUAACGCAGGGCAACAACAGAACAUGACCCAGCCUGGUGCCAACUCACAUGCGCACCCUCAGGGCUACAUGCAAAAUCGAUCAACCGAAACUUCUGCGCGAAAUGUCAAUAUGGCCAUUCCAAAGACUCUGAAUGUGCCCCCUCCAAAGCCAGUUUCUAUGGCCCCCGACCGCCCGACACUGUCUAGUGGCCCCAGCCAUGGCGGUAUGGGUAUGAUGGGCCAGCCCGCUAUCCAAAAGCAUCCUGGAUACGUGCUUGAAGGUGAGGGUCAGCGUGUUUUAAGCAAGAAAAUGCUCGACAUCUUAGUCCGCCAGGUUACGGGAGGCGGAGAAGGCGAGGGCCUGACUCCCGAUGCCGAAGAGUUCGUCCUCCAAAUGGCCGAUGACUUCGUUGACGACGUGAUCACCGCUGCCUGCCGUCUCGCCAAGCUGCGCCACUCAUCUACGCUCGAAAUCCGAGAUAUUCAGCUUGUUCUCGAGCGAAAUUACAACAUGCGCAUCUCUGGAUUCUCUACCGAUGACCUCCGCACCGUCAAGAAGCCCCAACCGACCCAAGGCUGGACCCAGAAAAUGUCAGCCAUUCAAGCCGCGAAAGUCACCCAGGGCAAAGCAGAAUAGACGUUUUUCUGUCUCUCUCUCUCUCUCUCUCCCCCCCCCCUCCUUUUCUCUCUACCUCCCCAUCCAAUACCUCUCUUCCUCCUGUCACGCACAAUCUAUCAUUAUCUCAUUUCAACUCCUUCAAUACACCAGGGUGAAGUCG
Molecule: messenger RNA, 1999 nt
Organism: Aspergillus ochraceoroseus IBT 24754
Lineage: Eukaryota; Fungi; Ascomycota; Eurotiomycetes; Eurotiales; Aspergillaceae
Product: putative transcription initiation factor TFIID subunit 12
Exons: 2
Coding region: 85-1857 (590 amino acids)
Biological process (GO): DNA-templated transcription initiation; RNA polymerase II preinitiation complex assembly
Cellular component (GO): transcription factor TFIID complex; SAGA complex; SLIK (SAGA-like) complex
Molecular function (GO): TBP-class protein binding; DNA binding; protein heterodimerization activity
Source: RefSeq, a predicted model, not a curated record